AUGUCCGUAAAACCGAUUCGGGAGCAUGCCGGCAAGGCUUUGUUGGAGAAGCUGCUGCCGGAAAUUUCUGGUGGCAAGCACAAGAUGGGCCAUGCUGGAGUUCUCGUGACCCCCUCCGUGUUGGAUUCCACCAGCAAUGGCAGUUGGGACAAGAUCUUGGAGCAGAACCCCUGGUUGAAGACCACCAAUUUGGUGGCCAAGCCAGAUCAGUUGAUCAAGCGCCGUGGCAAGGCUGGCCUGAUUGCGGUGAACAAGACUUUUGACGAGGCAAAGCAGUGGGUGAUGGACCGAAUGUGCAAAGAGCAGAAAGUCGAGCAUGUGACUGGGCAGCUGACGCACUUCCUUGUCGAACCUUUUGUGCCUCACAAGCAAGAACAGGAACACUACAUUUGCAUGCUUUCCCAUCGCUACCAUGACGAAAUUCUCUUUUACCAUGAAGGUGGGGUGGAUGUCGGUGAUGUGGAUGCAAAGGCUGAGCGGUUGGAAAUUCCCACAGGUGAGGCUUUGACGGAAGCUAUGGUGACCCAGAAGCUGCUCACCAAGCUGACAGCUGCAAAGCAGGGAAGCAUGGCCUCGUUCAUUUGCAGUUUGUACAAGUUCUACACAGACUUGCACUUUGCAUACUUGGAGAUCAACCCUUUGGUUAUGUUGGAUGACAACACGGUGGUGCCCCUGGACAUGGCUGCCAAACUUGAUGAGACUGCCAACUUCCUCACUGCGCAGAAAUGGGGAGAGCUUGAUUGGCCACCUCCCUUUGGCCGCGCAGCCUAUCCUGAGGAAGCACUGAUCCGAGACAUGGAUGGCCGAACGGGUGCAUCCCUGAAAUUGACGAUCCUCAAUGAGAAGGGCCGUGUUUGGACCAUGGUUGCAGGAGGAGGUGCUUCUGUGGUGUACGCAGACACGGUUGCAGAUUACGGCAUGGGCCAUGAACUUGCCAACUACGGUGAGUAUUCUGGAGCCCCUUCCACUGAAGAGACCUUUGUCUAUGCCAAGACUCUGCUUUCUUUGAUGAUGAAGUACAAACACCCAGAAGGAAAGUUCCUGAUCAUCGGUGGUGGCAUUGCCAACUUCACCGACGUUGCAGCAACCUUCACAGGCCUCAUCAAGGCUCUCCAGGAGUAUGCCGAUGAGAUCAAGGAGAACAAGAUCAAAAUCUUGAUCCGUCGUGCAGGGCCAAACUACUUGGAAGGUUUGCGCAAAGUCAAGGCUGCCAGUGACAAGUUGGGCCUUGGCAUCAAGGUUUACGGUCCUGAGACCCACAUCACCGCAAUCAUCCCCAUGGCCUUGGGCCUGGUGGACCCUCUUCCAGAGCCAGACCUUUCCGCUCCAGCUGGACCACCUGUCCGCAAAAUGAUUGACCUCAAGGGAGCCAAGCCAGUCGGCAAGGGCCACCCACCCGCACCCGCAGGAACCAAACACACCUUGGUCACUGCCACGCCGGACACCACAUCGAUUGUCUAUGGUAUGCAGAACCGCGCUGUUCAAGGAAUGUUGGAUUUCGACUACAUGUGCAAACGCAAGAAGCCUUCCGUCGAGGCUAUGAUCUUCCCUUUCUCCGGAAACCACUACGUGAAGUUCUACUGGGGCACUGAAGAGAUCUUGAUGCCUGUCUACACCACCACAAAGGAGGCAGUGCAGAAGCACCCCAACACUUCCGUUUUUGUGAACUUCGCCUCAUUCCGAUCAGUGCACGAGACAACCAUGGAGGCAAUGAACCACACCAACCUCAAGACCAUCGCCAUCAUUGCAGAGGGCGUGCCAGAGCAACAGACCCGGGACAUCAUCAAAGUCGCAGAGAAGAAGGGCGUAGGCAUCAUUGGCCCAGCCACUGUGGGUGGCAUCAAGCCUGGCUGCCUGCGCAUUGGCAACACUGGCGGCAUGUUGGACAACAUUGUGAUGUCUCGCCUCUACCGCCCUGGAUCUGUCGCCUACGUCUCCAAGUCGGGAGGAAUGUCCAACGAGCUGAACAACAUUGUUGCCCGCAACUCCGAUGGUGUUUAUGAAGGUGUGGCAAUUGGUGGUGACCGCUACCCUGGCAGCCGCUUCUUGGACCACUUCCUGCGAUACCAGGACGACCCCAAGGCAAAAAUGCUGCUCUUGCUGGGUGAAGUUGGUGGCCUGGACGAGUACGACCUCAUUGAUGCCAAGAAGAAGGGCCGCAUCACAAAGCCAGUCAUUGCUUGGUGCGUCGGUACUUGCGCAUCCUGCUUCACCACAGAGGUGCAGUUCGGACACGCCGGUGCUCAGGCUCGAGGUGACAUGGAGACUGCAGCUGCCAAGAACAAGGCCAUGAAGGAAGCAGGAUUUUUCGUUCCAGACUCCUUCGACAAAUUGCCGAACAUGAUCAACCAGGUUUACACACAGCUCGUCAUGGAGGGCGAAAUUGUCGAGACGCCAGAAGGCGAGACCCCUCAGGUGCCAAUGGACUACACCUGGGCCAAGAAGCUGGGCAUGAUCAGGAAGCCUGCCAACUUCAUCUCGUCUAUCUCUGAUGAUCGUGGAGAGGAGCUCACCUACUGUGGAAUGCCUAUCUCCGACGUCUUCCAGAAGGACAUUGGCAUCGGAGGCGCGCUCUCUCUGCUGUGGUUCCGCCGACAGCUCCCGGAUUACUGCACCAAGUUCAUUGAGAUGAUUUUGAUGGUCACCGCAGACCAUGGCCCUGCAGUGAGCGGUGCACACAACACCAUUGUCACAGCCCGCGCAGGCAAGGAUCUCGUCUCUUCUUUGUGCAGUGGCCUGCUGACCAUUGGUCCUCGCUUUGGUGGCGCAUUGGAUGAUGCUGCCAAAAUGUUUGCUGAUGCACAGAGCAGCGGUGUUGCACCCAAGGACUGGAUUGAGAAGAUGAAGAAGAGCAACCAACUGAUCAUGGGCAUCGGACACAGGAUCAAGUCCUUGGCAAACCCUGACCAGCGAGUGGAAAUCAUCAAGGGAUUUGCGAAGAAGAACUUUAAAACCACACCAGUGCUGGACUAUGCCCUGGAAGUGGAACAGAUUACCACUCGCAAGAGAGCAAACCUGAUUCUGAACGUGGAUGGCUGCAUUGCUGUGUCUUUCGUGGACAUGAUUCGCUCCUGUGGCGCGUUCUCCAAGGAAGAGUGUGAGGAUUUGAUGGCUUUCGGCACUCUCAACGGUCUCUUCGUUUUAGGUCGAUCUAUUGGCUUCAUCGGGCACUACCUUGACCAGCUGAGGCUGAAGCAGCCGCUGUAUCGCCAUCCUUGGGACGACAUCACUUACAUCCAGGAGCUUGCUGGACAGGGACCAGAGGGCUUUGGGCCAGCUGGUCCAUUCAUGGGCAUGUUUCACUACUUCAAGUGCUUUCGCUGUCAGCGUGACUUGCACUCCAUCAGCUCCAAGUUUGGUGUCCGCAAUCUGAAGCACCAAGCCAAUUCUGUCUGCUGCGACAACCUUGGUUUCACCCAUGGCAGUUGCCCUGAAUGUGCCUUCUGGUUGGUUUUGGACUGGACUCAUCUGAAAAACCAAAAGUGGGACAAUGGAGGCCGAACAACGGGAGCAAUUUGGGAAAGACGGAAAAGGGGGCACGCGUUGCGUGGCCGUGGCCUGACCCUGAUGGGUUUCCUGGAGCCUAGUCUGGGCUUUGUUUGGGGCGAGCCCAUCAAGGUGAGACAACAGAAACCGGUGGAUGAAAAGUACCUGGACGAGGUUCACGCAAAAGUGGCUGAAUCAGUCAAAGACAUUUUCAGCCGAUACAAGGCUCGAUUUGGCUAUGCAGAUGAUGAGAUCCUGUCCUUGGUAAGUGCGGCAGAUGCAAAGAAGAAGGCGACGAGUCCAAAGGCGAACCACAAAAAGACCUCCUGA
Cladocopium goreaui is the source of this 3816-nucleotide messenger RNA. The record is from the annotation of a GenBank genome assembly. NCBI's taxonomy places the organism in Eukaryota, Dinophyceae, Suessiales, Symbiodiniaceae.